AAUAUUGAUAAUUUUGUAAUUUUGGUGUGGUGAAUUUAAUCAAUAAUAAAAAAAAAUUUGCUGCAAAAGUAUUUUAAAAUUGUGUAAAAACAAAUAAUACAUCAACAUCUAAUUUUAUUUGUAGUGCACCUGCUGUGGUUUGUGCGGCGCCCGGUACAAUGGCGACUAUAUCAUUUGCUAAAAGUUUGGUUAACCCAGCUCUCAAGUUAGUUUUAAAACAGAGCCAGUGUUCACACAUACGAUGCACCAGCUUGCCCGCCUUGACGCCACUAAGUAUCAUACUAAGAAGGAACUAUGCUGAGAAACAGGUGUUUGAGAGGAAUAAACCACAUUGCAAUGUGGGUACAAUCGGGCAUGUUGACCACGGCAAAACAACUUUAACCGCUGCCAUCACCAAAGUAUUAUCUGAUCUCAAUUUGGCCCAGAAGAAAGGCUAUGCAGAUAUUGACAAUGCCCCAGAAGAGAAGGCUCGUGGUAUUACCAUCAAUGUGGCUCAUGUUGAAUAUCAGACUGACAAAAGGCAUUAUGGCCACACAGACUGCCCUGGACACGCUGACUAUAUUAAGAACAUGAUCACAGGCACAGCCCAGAUGGAUGGAGCAAUCCUCGUAGUUGCAGCCACCGAUGGAGUUAUGCCUCAAACUAGAGAACAUUUGCUACUCGCCAAGCAAAUUGGUAUAGAGCACGUAGUAGUGUUCAUCAAUAAAGUUGACGCAGCUGACCAGGAGAUGGUGGAACUGGUGGAGAUGGAGAUCCGAGAGCUGAUGUCGGAAAUGGGUUACGACGGUGAUAAAAUACCUGUUGUCAAAGGUUCAGCAUUAUGUGCAUUGGAGGGAAAGAGUCCGGAAAUCGGGGCGGAAGCUAUCACCAAACUACUUGAAGAGGUGGACAGUUUCAUUCCAACCCCGGUACGAGAGCUGGACAAGCCGUUCCUGUUGCCUGUAGAGUCAGUGCAUUCAAUCCCCGGCCGUGGAACUGUGGUUACUGGCCGUUUAUACAGAGGUGUUUUGAAAAAGGGAACAGAAUGUGAAAUAGUUGGUCACGGAAAGACAAUGAAAACAACUGUGACUGGUGUUGAAAUGUUCCACAAGACUCUAGAAGAAGCUCAGGCAGGUGACCAACUAGGAGCUUUAGUGCGUUCUAUCAAAAGGGAGCAGAUCAAACGAGGCAUGGUUAUGGCUAAACCUGGUACUGUGAAAGCUCAUGAUAGUUUUGAUGCAGCUGUCUAUAUCUUGAGCAAGGAAGAGGGCGGUCGUGCUAAGCCUUUCACAUCGUUCAUUCAGCUGCAAAUGUUCUCUAUGACGUGGGACUGCGCCACUCAAGUCACUAUCCCUGAUAAAGAAAUGGUUAUGCCUGGGGAAGAUUCUACUUUGCAGUUGAGGCUCCUGAAACCCAUGGUCUGUGAAACUGGUCAACGCUUCACUCUUCGACUUGGAGAUAUUACUUUGGGAACUGGUGUCAUCACCAAACUCAACAAAAACCUCACCGAGGAAGAAAGGUUGAAACUAUUGGAGGGAAAGAAGGCAAGGGAGAAGGCUUCAGCCAAGAAGUAAAUUAUUAUUAUUAUUAGUUAAGAUUAGAAUUGUAGAUAACUUGUAUGUACGCAUUUAAUUAAAAGAAAAAUAAACGCUAAAAUA
Messenger RNA from Maniola jurtina (meadow brown), 1637 nucleotides. RefSeq names its product elongation factor Tu (gene mEFTu1). Gene Ontology annotation, molecular function: GTP binding; translation elongation factor activity; GTPase activity. Gene Ontology annotation, biological process: mitochondrial translational elongation. Lineage: Eukaryota; Metazoa; Arthropoda; Insecta; Lepidoptera; Nymphalidae. Gene Ontology annotation, cellular component: mitochondrion. The coding region runs from base 159 to 1553 and encodes 464 amino acids. The record is from RefSeq and is a predicted model, not a curated record. The transcript is spliced from 7 exons.